Molecule: messenger RNA, 963 nt
Organism: Lactuca virosa
Lineage: Eukaryota; Viridiplantae; Streptophyta; Magnoliopsida; Asterales; Asteraceae
Source: the annotation of a GenBank genome assembly
AUGGGGAAUUGUUGUAACUUCGCGGUGUGCGGAGAGUGUUGUAUGACACGAUCAUUUGGCUCAGCCGGCCUAAAAUCUACAAUCACCACCCUCCACGACGGCGACACCACCAUCCACUGCUGGGUACCAAAAAAAUAUAAACUCACCAAACCUAAUUUGCUCCUGAUUCAUGGUAUUGGAGCCAACGCGAAAUGGCAGUGGACUCGAAUAAUCUCCAGCGUCACUCCCCUUUUCAACGUCUACGUUCCCGAUUUGCCCUUUUACGGCGACUCCUACACGUCGCGACUUGAUCGGACGGAGCACUUCCAGGCGGAGUGCGUGAUGAUGACGAUGGAGGCGUUGGGAGUGAUGGGGAAAAUUAACCUGGUGGGGCUUAGCUACGGUGGGUUUGUUGGGUAUAGCAUGGCGGCGAAGUUCCCGGAGGCGUUUGAGAGGGUGGUGAUUCUCGGUGCUGGGGUUUGUUUGGAUUCGGAGAUAGAUUUGGAAGAGGGUUUGUUUAGUGCUAAAAACAUCAAAGAUGCUGCAAACAUUUUGCUUGCUCAAACGCCUGAAGGAAUCAGGGAAUUGUUGACGAUUACCUUCUUUAACCCUCCCAAUGUGAAUUGUGCACCCAAUUGCUUGCUCAACGAUUUUAUCGAAGAAAUGAACGUUGAAUACUUUGAAGAGAAGAAAGAAUGUAUCGAAGCUGUACAAAAGGAUAGAAAGUUUGCUGACCUUCCUAAGAUCCCUCAGCCAACACUAAUCAUUUGGGGAGAAGAAGAUCAGAUUUUCCCUUUGGAUUUGGGCUACAGGUUAAAAAGUCAUUUAGGUGAAAUUGCGGAUCUUGUAGUUUUAAAGGAGACAGGUCACGCAGUCAACAUGGAGCAACCGAAAGAGUUGAUUAGACUUUUUAAGUUAUUCUUCAUCGAACGAUCUUUUCCUCAACGUGAAAACACUGGGAAAGGGACACCGCUUUUGCGUUGA